Entrophospora candida is the source of this 768-nucleotide messenger RNA. The record is from the annotation of a GenBank genome assembly. NCBI's taxonomy places the organism in Eukaryota, Fungi, Glomeromycota, Glomeromycetes, Entrophosporales, Entrophosporaceae.
AUGAAUUUAAUAGCAAGUUUUAUAAUAUCAAUUUUGUUGGGAUUACAUGGUUAUAUUAAAAAAUCGUUAUCAUUAUCUGGUGCAAUAGCUGCAUUUUUUGUUGGCCUGGGGACUAUUACUCAUGAUUGGAAUGUGUAUGCAGUAGUGUUAUUGACAUUCUAUUUUACCAGCUCAAGACUAACCAAAUAUAAAGCAGAAAGGAAGAAGAAAUUAGAGGAAGAUUAUGUUGAUGGUGGUCAAAGAACUAUCGCACAGGUUUUGUGUAGUUCAUUAUUUGGAACAUCGAUAGCAAUACUUCAUCAGUGGAUAUAUGGCGGUAAUCUGGAAUGUUUGUUGGAAGAUCGAGGCUCAAGAUUUCUAUUUUGGAUGUAUAUUGGACAUUAUGCUACAUGUAAUGGUGAUACGUGGGCAAGCGAACUUGGCAUACUUAGUAAAGAUUGGCCUAUAUUAAUAACAACAUUUAAAAAGGUUCCACCUGGUACAAAUGGAGGUGUAUCACCAUUAGGUUUAUUAGCUUCAGUUAUGGGUGGCUUUAUAAUUGGUGUCUUUGCAUUAAUAACUACUGUGAUAACAGAUGGUUGUGUAAAAAUCUGGUAUGAAAUAAUUAUAAUUUCAUCAUUUGCAGGAUUUUUUGGUUCAUUGGUAGAUUCAUUACUAGGUGCAACAGUCCAGCAAACAAAUUAUUCUGAGAAAUCAAAAAAGAUUACUUAUCAUGAAACUGAAAAUGUCAAAGUUAUUAGUGGAAUUGAUUUGUUGGAUAAUAAUCAA